AUGAAAUCAAUUGGACCCGUGAAUCAGCCGGUGGCCCAUGACGAUCUGCUAGGGCUCCCCUCUUUAAUCCUCGGAGGUGCGACUUUGAAUACACAAUACAACGAAGAGCCCGAGACAGUACCUUUAGUGGACAUGCUACGAUUUGCCAUGUCGCAUGGGAUUCGUGCAAUUGACACGUCCCCGUAUUACGGAGACAGCGAGAAAUUGUACGGUGCGGCGUUGAAGGCAAUCGAGGAUGAGUUCCCCAGAGACACUUACUACAUCAGCACCAAAGUGGGCCGUAUUAGACUUGACGAGUUUGAUUACUCCCGCGAGAAUGUGAGGUUCAGUGUAAAGCGAUCAUGCGAGCGUUUGAACACACCAUACCUGGAUCUCGUGUUCUUACAUGAUAUCGAGUUCCAAGCGGAGCAUCAAAUCCUGGAGGCGUUACGAGAGUUGCGGAAGCUGAAGGAGGAAGGCGUGAUCAAGAAUUUUGGUUUGAGCGGGUACCCAGUUGAUUUCUUGCUGUAUGUGAGCAAGAAGUGCUGUGAAAUUGCAGAGAUUGGCCCACUGGAUGCGGUGAUGUCGUAUGCGAACCUUAACUUACAAAACAUGACUUUGCUCAAGUAUGCCGCGCAAUUCAAAAAGGAAGCACAGGUGAAGUCGUUGUGGAACGCGUCGAUUCUCAGCAUGUCGUUGCUUCGGUCGCAAGAGACGCGUGCGUUCCAUCCAUGUUCACAGGAAUUACGAGACGCGGCACAACAAGCAGCGGAAUACGUGCAGUCCAGUGGCGAUGAUCUGGCAGAUCUGGCUACACGGUUUGCCAUCCAGCAAUGGUAUAACGAGGGCCCCACAGUUUUGGGACUCAGCUCAACUUCUGAACUGGAGCACGCUCUCAAUAACUACUGGGCCGUAGCAGACCGCAAUGGGCAGUUGAGUGAGCACGACGAGGCGUUAGUGACCGCGGUGCAGCGCGAUGUCUUUGGCACCCACUUGAACGAGACCUGGGGUUCAGGCAUUCCGCAUAAGAUGGACUAG
Lachancea fermentati is the source of this 1017-nucleotide messenger RNA. Lineage: Eukaryota; Fungi; Ascomycota; Saccharomycetes; Saccharomycetales; Saccharomycetaceae. The record is from the annotation of a GenBank genome assembly.